This is a messenger RNA of Asparagus officinalis (garden asparagus), 2617 nucleotides long. Its product is annotated as U-box domain-containing protein 45-like. Bases 137 to 2440 code for a protein of 767 amino acids. The transcript is spliced from 6 exons. Gene Ontology annotation, biological process: protein ubiquitination; cell surface receptor signaling pathway. Gene Ontology annotation, cellular component: nucleus; cytoplasm. Lineage: Eukaryota; Viridiplantae; Streptophyta; Magnoliopsida; Asparagales; Asparagaceae. Gene Ontology annotation, molecular function: protein binding; ubiquitin-protein transferase activity. The record is from RefSeq and is a predicted model, not a curated record.
CACUCCUUAAAAAUAGCUUCGUCUCUUCCUCCUCCUCGAUUUCUGUUUCAAAAAAGAACCCUAAUUAUUUUGGGCGGUCGAAAUCAAUGCCGUUAAUCCCAGAUUCAGCUCUUGAUCCCUUUUCCAUGAAACAAAGAUGAGCAAGCUUGAUUCAAUGGAUGUUGCUGAGAUUGAGGAGAGUUUGUUUGCAGCUUGUGAUGCAAAGUUGCAUGGUGGCAUGUGCAAGCAACUUUCGAUAAUUGUUUGUAGAAUUUUGGAGAUAUUUCCCGUCUUAGAAGCAGGGAGGCCUAGGAGCAAGUCUGGCAUACAAGCACUGUGUUCAUUGCACGUAGCACUUGACAAAGCCAAGAACCUCCUUCAGCAUUGUUCAGAAUGUAGCAAACUUUACUUGGCUAUAACGGGGGAGUCCAUUCUUUUGAAAUUUGAGAAGGUCAGAUGUGCUCUUCAGGACAGUCUGAAGCGCGUGGAGGAAAUAGUUCCACAAGCUGUUGGUCGUCAGAUUAUGGAGAUCGCUAGAAAGCUGGAGGAAAUUGUAUUUGCUUUGGAUCAGUCAGAGAAGCAGGUAGGAGAUGAUGUAAUUGUAUUGCUUCAGAAGGAGAGAAAAUUCAACAGUAACUUGAAUGAUGUCAAUGAACUUGAGAUCUUCCAUCAAGCUGCUCUAAAGCUGGGCAUUACAUCUUCGAGAGCAGCUCUCACUGAGAGACGAGCUCUUAAAAAGUUGAUUGAGAGAGCACGGAUUGAAGAGGACAAGCGGAAAGAAUCCAUCGUGGCAUUCUUGCACCAUCUCAUGAGAAAGUAUUCUAAGCUUUUCAGAAGCGAUUUGGGUGAUGAUACCGACUCACAAGGAUCUGGUCCUUGCUCUCCCACCUUUUCUUCUGAGGCAAACGGACGAGUCUUUGAGAGACAGUUCUCUAGACUUAGUUCUUUCAAUUUCAAGCAAAAUGGGUUGAAAUCAGGAAACAUGUCGUUGCCCCCCGAGGAGUUCAGGUGCCCGAUCUCCUUGCAACUCAUGUACGACCCUGUCAUAAUUUCAUCAGGACAGACUUAUGAGCGUGUUUGCAUUGAGAAAUGGUUCAAUGAUGGCCACAAUACUUGCCCGAAAACUCAGCAGGAGCUCUCUCAUCUUGCUCUAACACCGAAUUACUGUGUUAAAGGAUUGAUUGCUAGCUGGUGCGAGCAGAAUGGUAUAUCAAUUCCUGAUGGGCCGCCGGAAUCUCUCGACCUUAACUACUGGAGAUUAGCCUUGUCUGAGCGUGAAGCCUCAAAUUCAAGAUCGAUGACGAGUGUGAAUUCUUGUCAGCUGAAGGAAGUCAAGGUGGUUCCUUUGGAGGAGAGUGUCACUUUAGAGGAACCGGAAGGGGGUGAGAUGGCCACUAUAGAUGAUACAUCUUGGAAAGAUGCUGAAGUUGAUCAGUAUGAAAGAUAUGAGAGCUUGCUGGCUGUCCUUUGUGAUGGUCAGAACUGGAAGAAGAAAUGCAAAGCAGUAGAGGAGAUAAGAUUUCUGCUGAAGGAUGAUGAUGAGGCUAGGAUAUACAUGGGUGCCAAUGGGUUUGUUGAUGCGCUGCUCCAGUUCUUGGCAUCAGCCGUUAAUGAAGAGGAUGAAGGAGCCCAGGAGACUGGAGCUAUGGCUCUUUUCAACCUCGCUGUCAACAAUAACAGAAACAAAGCAAUGCUACUAUCAAGUGGAGUAAUCCCCCUCCUCGAAACCAUGAUCACAAACUCCAAAACCUGUGAAUCCUCCGCCGCUCUCUACCUAAACCUCUCCUGCCUCGACGAAGCCAAACCCAUCAUUGGCUCAAGCAAAGCUGUCCCUUUCCUCAUUCAUCUCCUCCACCCAAACAGCCCUCAAUCCCUUUGUUGCAAGCACGAUGCCCUCUAUGCUCUCUUCAACCUCUCAACCCACCCCUCAAACAUCCCCUUCCUCCUCUCAGCCGACAUAAUCGACAACCUCAACUCUCUCCUCAGCCAAUGCACUUGGCCUGAAAAAGUCCUCGCUGUCUUUAUAAACUUGUUAUCUGACCCUGAUGCCAAGGAAAAAAUGGUAUCAGCCCCAGGGUUUAUUGGUUCGUUGGCAUUAGUGUUGGAUUCUGGCGAGCCACCGGAGCAAGAGCAAGCAGUAUCUUGUUUACUGGUUUUAUGUAUUACUGACGAUAAUUGUAGCCAAUUGGUGCUUCAAGAAGGAGUGAUACCUGCGUUGGUGUCUUUAACGGUCAAUGGAACAACGAGAGGGAAGGAAAAAGCUCAGAAGUUGUUGAAGUUGUUUAGAGAGCAGAGGCAAAAAGAGCAGCCUCAGGUGAUUCAGCUAGAGACGGCGGAGAGAGAGGAGAGCGAGGAGACAGUGAUGGAAUCAAAACCAGGAGUUUAUAGGUCGAGGACGAGGAGAUUGGGGAAGACGAUAAGCUCGUUGUUCAAGAGCAGCAAGAGUUUCUUGGUGAAUUAGUUGUUGGGGAGAUUUGUGUUUACAGUGGUUAAUGUAAAUUGAUCUGUAAUUUUUUUUUCUUUUGCUUUGAGUCUUGUCUCUCAAGCAUUUUCCCUGUUGUCUUGAGAGAGUACUGAAAGGAAAAGAAACCAAGAGAAUGUAUUGUACAGUUCUUUUUGCCCCUUGGGGUUUUUACUA